UUCAAGAAAACAGCAGACCACGAAGCCAUUCCCAGACUUGCAGGGAUGGGGCCUCCGAAGAAGGCAGGGCUCAUCCCCUACAACCCAUUCCCCAGAGGCCUGCCACUCACAAUCCCGGAGAACGUCUGCUAUUCUGCCAUCUGCCCGCUCAAACUUGGCCAAACUGCAGAGACAAUCGUCAGCACGCUUCUCUGCGAAUUUGGGCUGGAAGCUGAGCCCAUGGUGCAAACCAGCUGCUACGAGCAAGUCAAGCAUGUUUUCCCGCUGAAGGAGAGGCCUCCCGUGGGCUCCUCGAUGUCUGCGGAGCCCUCCUCGAGCCACAGCUUGCUCAACCGCUGGGAAAAAAGGAUAAGCCACUCAAGCUCGUCAGGGGAGAACAACCUACUUGCACACGAAGGGAGCAGCCUGCUUUCCAAGUGGGAGAGCAAACAUUGCAUCUUCAAGAGCAAGAGUCCCGAUCGACUUAAAGAUCUGGAGCUCCUGGCUUGUGCUCAUGUGCCGGACCCCUGUGAGAUCCAGCGGCUGGCCAACCACAUCAUGCUGAGUGUCAUCAAGGAGCUGAUCACGUUCCGGCCCAAAGACUCUUUGGCCUCUCUGCCGACAUGGAGACAGGAGCUGAUAUGGUCCGAAUCGAAGUGGCUGCAGGAACGAAUCUGGAGGAGCAUGUACCUGCCACCUCCCAGCAGGAAGACGUCCUCGUGCCUUGACUUGUUCUGGGAGCCUUUGACCCAGGCAGUCGUCUGCAGUCUGGUCUUAAGCAUCUCAAAUCCCAGCAUGCGAGAAAACGCUCAGGAGAGGAACGAUUUAUUCGAAGGGAGUCUCUCCAUGUACUGCACCGUGGAUGCUUGCUGCCCGAACAUGGGCUGAAGAGCCCACGGAGCCCUCCCAUUAACUUAGAAGACAUUGCUUUCCAGAUAUCAGAGGUGAUCAUUAGCAUCCUCUGUGAGAGGAACAUCUUGCAAGAGACCAUCAACAGGAAAAGCUCUUCGGGGAGGAGAUCCAAGCGCAUUUAUGUCCCGCCUCUCUGCAUAGCCAACUUCGACGAUGUUUAUCACCUUCUUGUGAAGGAGGUUGCCAACCUGCUGUUCUUGGAAAUUGAAACAAGGAGCCAACCCGGGAGCGAAGGCAAAACCAAUGACAUCCUGGCUCACCAGUGAUUACUU
Messenger RNA from Hemicordylus capensis (graceful crag lizard), 1163 nucleotides. RefSeq lists its product as uncharacterized. Bases 46 to 867 code for a protein of 273 amino acids. The transcript is spliced from 2 exons. Lineage: Eukaryota; Metazoa; Chordata; Lepidosauria; Squamata; Cordylidae. The record is from RefSeq and is a predicted model, not a curated record.